Acanthocheilonema viteae is the source of this 1365-nucleotide messenger RNA. Lineage: Eukaryota; Metazoa; Nematoda; Chromadorea; Rhabditida; Onchocercidae. The record is from the annotation of a GenBank genome assembly.
AUGAUUUAUGCAAUAUCGUUAUUUAAAGCACGCAUUCGAGCUUGUUCGCCAAACAGCGGCGCUCCAAUACCUUCUACCUCGGAUGCUUGCCGUUUGGAAAUUUUAGCUAAUGCACAUUUCUUGUCCAACAUCAAAAUUGCAAAGCUAACCAAAAUAUCAAACGAAAAAGAACCUAAUAUACAGUACUCCAAUGCAUCAACGGAUAUAGCAACAUUAGAAGCAGCAAUCGGUAACAACUUGAAUGCCACAUCAUCACCGUCAACCGUACCGUACCCAGUGACGUCACAAUUAAAUUUUAUGCAGCAAUUGGCUUUUCCUUUUCGUCUAGAUAUCACCUCUCCUGCAAUCACACCUGAUACUUCCGCAGUUGCUGCAGCAGCAGCAGCUGCUGCUGCAGUAUUUAAUAUUGCAGCAGCAGCAAAUGUUACAACACAUGCUUCAAUGCUACAACAUGCAACACCAACUAUUACUUUUGAUCCGUAUACAACUGCACAGGUAGCUGCUGCAGCUACGCAACUUUUACAAGAACAACAUGAAUUUCAGCAGGUUAUGCAACAACUAAAAGUCAAUAAUUGCAAUUCAAAUGAUACGAUAAAUGGCUAUCAUCAAAAUGAGAGUAACGUUGUAGAGGAGGAUUCAAAAAGUCACAAGGAGGCUAAAAUUGAAGUAUUUAGCGAGGAUGAAGAUGAUUACAGUGAUGGGGAGGAUGUCUGUGCAUUCAAAAAAAAUGGUGAAAAAAAUAGCUGGGGAAUGGAGGGUAGCAAAAACUUGGAUGAGAAUACGAAUUUUACUUUUGAUGCAACGGAAUAUGUAAAUGAAUAUCCACCAUUACCAACUGCUGGAUCCGGAAGUCCAUUAUGUUACUCAGCUGUUGUAAAGGGUAUUAAACCGCUGAACAAUAACAACAAUAACAUCAACAACAACAUUAACAAUAACAACAACAACAACAGUAACAGCAACAACAAACCAUCAUUCAAUUCUAUGAAAGAAUGCUCAAAUGCAACAUCACAACAAAAUACAUCAACUAUGAGUUUCAUAUCAACGCAAAUAUCACAGUGGGAUCAAAUGGUGUUUGAACGUGGUGGUAAAUUUAAUAAGCCAGCACCGCAAUGCAUUCAUUGGAAUAAUCCCAAACACCGUCUCGAUUUUCCAUGUCGUUUUUGGCAUCCACGGGAGCAAUGCCGCUACUAUCCAAAUUGCUCAAAUACAGCCGAUGAAUGUGGUUUUGCACAUCCAUUUUGUGGUGAUUUUUGUCGUUGUCCAAAAGGAAAACGAGAUCCUCAGAAAAAUCAUCGUAUUCCUGAGGAGAGAUAUUUCGGUAGUGGUGAUCGAAUGAAAUAUUCUGCUAAUAAUGGUACGCGAUAA